Messenger RNA from Notolabrus celidotus (New Zealand spotty), 12091 nucleotides. Its product is annotated as SH3 and multiple ankyrin repeat domains protein 2-like. Gene Ontology annotation, cellular component: postsynaptic membrane; postsynaptic density; dendritic spine. The record is from RefSeq and is a predicted model, not a curated record. Gene Ontology annotation, molecular function: synaptic receptor adaptor activity; ionotropic glutamate receptor binding. NCBI's taxonomy places the organism in Eukaryota, Metazoa, Chordata, Actinopteri, Labriformes, Labridae.
UGUUUCCUGAAGCAGAGUGUGCCGCUGCAGGAAGAGGAUGUAUGAGGACAAACUAACAAACUAACAAGCAUCUUUGGGGCUUUUAAAGCAACAUAAGCUGAAUCCGCCGGGCCUCCUGAGUAUGCCCAGGAGCCCCACCUCCAGUGAGGAUGAGAUGGCUCAGAGCUUUUCCGACUACUCCGAUGACUGCGCCUCCGACAGCUCCCGCGAAGAGACCAUUUACGAGACGAUAAAGGCCACGGCCGAGCCCUCGCAGAGCCGCAUGGACGACAUUCACAUAAACUCGCUGGUCGUCCGCGUCCUCAUCCCCGACCUGCAGCAGACGAAAUGCAUGCGGUUCAACCCCAAUGGGACCGUGUGGGUCGCCAAGCAGCGCAUCCUGUGUACACUUAAUCAGAGCCUGAAAGACGUCCUCAACUAUGGCCUGUUCCAGCCAGCGAGCAACGGGAGGGACGGAAAGUUCCUGGAUGAGGAACGCACCCUUCGGGAAUACCCCCAGCCGAUCAGCAAGGGGGUCCCUGCUCUGGAGUUCCGCUACAAGAGCCGAGUUUACAGGCAGCCCAACGUGGACGAGAAGCAGAUCGCCAAACUUCACACGAAGGCCAACCUGAGGAAGUUCAUGGACUUCAUUCAACACAAUCAGGUGGACAAGGUGGGCAGGAUGUUGGACAGAGGCUUCGAUCCAAACUACCAGGACUCAGACACCGGUGAGAGCCCGCUGACGUUCGCCGCUCACCUGGACAACAUGGUGGAGAUGAUCAAAGUCCUGAGGAACGGAGGAGCUCACCUGGACUUCAGAGCCAAAGACGGCAUGACGUCUCUCCACAAAGCCUCACGCUCCAAGAACCAGGUCACUCUGAUGACCCUGCUGGAGCUGGGAGCCUCUCCAGACUACAAGGACAGCCGCGGUCUGACUCCUCUGUAUCACAGCGUGGUGGUGGGGGGAGACCCGGGCUGCUGCGAGCUCCUGCUCAACCACCACGCCUUCGUCUGCUGCCAGGACGAGAACGGCUGGCACGAAGUUCACCAGGCUUGCCGUCACGGACAUGUGCAGCACCUGGAGCAUCUGCUGUUCUACGGAGCAGACAUGAGCGCCCAGAACGCCUCGGGGAACACCGCUCUACACAUCUGUGCCCUCUACAACCAGGAUAACUGUGCCAGAGUGCUGCUUGUCCGCGGAGGCGACAAGGAAGUGAAGAACUACAACAGCCAGAGUCCGUUUCAGGUGGCCAUUAUCGCCGGAAACUUCGAGCUCGCUGAACUCAUUAAGAACCACAAAGAGACAGAUAUAGUGCCUUUCCGUGAGGCUCCAGCCUACUCCAAGCGCCGCCGAGGUCCGCCUGGAAACGACCAGUCCCCCUCCUCGUUAACGGCUCCGCGGGUCCUCCUGCGCUCCAACAGCGACAACAACCUAAACGGUCUCACGCAGCCUGGCUCCGCAGCAUUACAUCGCAGCCUGUCACCCCAGCUGCUCCAGCAGAUGCCCAGCGGCAGCCCCAAUGGCAACGUGGUGGUACGGACCAUGGGGAGGGGGGCGAGGAGCCGGUCUCCCUCCCUCAGCCGGCUGGGGGAGGAGGCCAGACGAGCUCAGCCGUUGUGGGAAGUGUACAGUCCCUUUUUUAAUGGGGCUCACAAAGACAAAUCGUCGUUGUUUGAGGUGGGCCCCAGGAGGAAGCUGUACAGCGCCGUCCCUGGGAGGCAUUUUGUGGUGGUGCGGUCGUACACCGUCCAGACCGAGGGCGAGAUCAACCUGUACAAGGGCGACAGGGUCAAAGACGAGCUCUCCUCCAGCAGCAUGAACCUCCACUCGGGCAGGGCGUCCGUGGCUAUGCUGCGGAUGAUGGGCUGUGCUAACGGGCGCUCUGCUCGGCAUCUCCUCCACAGUGACUGCGUGGUGGACGAGAAGACGGUGGUGCUCCAGAAGAAGGAGAAUGAGGGCUUUGGAUUCGUCCUGCGGGGGGCCAAAGCGGAUACGCCCAUCGAGGAGUUUACUCCCACGCCCGCCUUCCCCGCGCUGCAGUACCUGGAGUCGGUGGAUGAGGGAGGGGUGGCAUGGCAGGCGGGGCUCAGGACGGGGGAUUUCCUCAUCGAGGUGAACCAGGAGAACGUGGUGAAGGUGGGACACCGACAGGUGGUCAACAUGAUCCGCCAGGGAGGAAACCGGCUCCUGAUUAAGGUAGUGACUGUGAGCCGGAAUCUGGACCCUGAGGACACGGCGCGCAAAAAAGCUCCUCCCCCACCAAAGCGAGCCCCCACCACGGCCCUGUCCAUGCGCUCCAAGUCCAUGACGUCUGAACUGGAGGAGCUCGAUAAAGUGGAAGAGAUGACGCACGCCCAGAAGGCCUCGCCUGUCGAUAUGAAGAUCGCCACAAUCAAACCACGCCCGUCCAGUCGCUGUUUGGUGACGCCAACGGAUAUGAACUCCACAUAUCACGACCGCCAGGGAGUCGCAGUGGUGCCACCAACCGUGCCCGGGGCCUUCCUGGGGAUACCUGAGAAGGGCACGAUGAAGAAGCAGAAGUCUAUAGGUGACGAUGACAAACACGGAUUCCUCACACCUCCCUUACUCAAGUUCUCCCGCAGUCUCUCCAUGCCCGACACCUCAGAGGACAUCCCCCCUCCCCCGGCCAUUUCCCCCCCUUCACCACCGGGCUACAACUCCGGCCCUGUAUCCAAGAACUACGGCACCACGCGACCCAGCUUCACCCAGAACUCCCCCAACGCGGUGACGACCAUUAGCCGGGACGUCGGUACGUUAAGGCGUGGAUAUUACCGGCAAAGCUCCGAGCAGUUUGAGAGCACACGCAUACGAGGGCGCACGCCUGUGCCAGAGAACCCUUACUCCGAGGUGGGCAAUAGGAAUCUGUAUAUUCCAGCCAAACCAGCUCGAAGGAAGGGCAUGUUAGUAAAGCAGUCCAACGUUGAGGACAGCCCAGAGAAACAUGUGCCAGUAAGCCCCUCGGGUCCAGUUUCCUUGCCCACUACACCUGUAGAACGAACUUGCUCCUCCAUCCCAAUCCCCACCAUCAUCGUCAAGGAGCCCUCCACCAGCAGCAGCGGCAAGAGCAGCCAGGGUAGCAGCAUGGAGAUCGAGCCCACUACCCCAGAACAUCCACCUCUCACAUCUAAUGUCGGUGGAAUUGGAGGUUUGCGUCCUGAGGAUCCCAUGUCUCUAAGCAAUCCCUUUGCUGCAGCGAUUGCAGGUGCAGUGCGGGACCGGGAGAAGAGGCUAGAGGCGAAAAAGCACUCCAUUGUUUUCCAGUCGAUAGACAUUGGGGAUGACGAAUUCAGUAGUCCAACACCGACCCCUCGCCUUCGCCAGUCGAAGUCCAUCGAUGAAGGCAUGUUCAGUAGCGAUGAGCGACUUCGAAGGAUAUUGGCCCCGCCUCCUGCAGCACAGCUAGGACCUCCUGUCGGGGGCGGGAGUGGAAACAUGACUGACUUCAACACACCUGAGCCAACAGUGGUGAGAGAGCCUUUGAACACCAGGACAGGCCAGUGUCAAAACCUGGACAGUCCUGUGAGCCUCCCAUCCACCCCACCUAAGAGCCACUACCGAGCCAAUGGGACCUACCUCCACCCUGUCACCGGCAAGCCCUUGGACCCUAACUCUCCGCUGGCUCUUGCCCUGGCAGCUCGUGACCGUGCCAUGAAGGAGCAACAAAACCAUCCUCAGAAUCAGACACAAAAUCCUCCUCAGGUUCAGCAAACAUCCAAGCAUGAAGCCCAGUCCCUCCCCAUCCAGUCCAGUCACAAACCAGACCUCAACCAACCGCUGUUCAUUGACACCAAACUACGCUCUGGGAUCGAGACAAGUUUCGCUGCAAUCUCAAGUGCAACGAUGGGCCGGCCUGGCCGUGGCGGUCUGCAGAGACAGAUGACGGAGCAGAAAUACGAGUCUGAUGGUGCACGGGAAGAACGGAAGCAUCAGGCAGUUGAGGAGAGGAAAAGUGCGCCCGCAGAUGUUGCUGACACUUCACAGCCCAAGACCGCUGGGCUGCUGAUGGUCCACACUGAUGCAAAUAACAAGGCGAACAACCAGGAGGUGGAGGGGCAGGACAGCAACAGACCAUCUGAGCUGAAGGACCCCAACCAACCGGAUCCUAUCAAAGCAACCCUGGCCAAUCCCCAGCAGCCCCCUUCCCGGAGGAGGAGCAUUCCUUUGGGCGAGUCGUUGGAUGAACCAGUGAAGCUGCCCUUCAGGAUCCCCCCUCCCCCGCUGGCUUCAGUUGACAUAGAUGAGGAGUUUGAAUUCUCAGACCCGCUCCCGCCACCGCUGGAGUUCGCCAACAGCAUUGACAUACCUGACGACCAGGCUAGUGCCAUUGCAGAGAUGCUUCAUCUUCAGAGACGGAACGGGGGGCCUCCUCUACCCCCGUACCAUGCUCACGCCCCUCCACCUGUGUCCGAUCAGCACAAACGGGUGUCGAACAACAUGCCCCCGUCAUACCCGCCUCCUCCACCUGAUUCGGAGUCAGGGGUGGGUGACUCGGGGAUCGAAGAGGUCGACAGCCGCAGUAGCGGGGAUCCUCAGCACAUGGAGACCACCAGCACCGUUUCCAGCAUUUCCACGCUGUCGUCAGAAGGAGGCUUCUGCGACAGCGCUCUGGAGAGCCUCUAUGCCACCGCAGACGGACACGCUUACCUGGUAGAUCGGCCUCCUGUUCCACCCAAACCCAAGGGCAAGUCCGUCAUCAACAGAACAUCGCUUUAUCAUGACGCUCUCAUCGAGGAGCCCCCGGAGUCCUUUGGGGCGCCGCCUCAGGCUCCUGCCGCUCCAACUUCAUCCUCUGAACCUCCUAGGACUCCUACUCAAAGGACAUCCAAGCUGUGGGGCGAUCAGCCCCCGGAGCUGCGGAGCCCUCCAUCCACACCGGACUCCAAGAACACCGUCAUCACCGAGCUGAGCUCCAUUCUGCAGCAAAUGAACCGCGACAGGCCAGCCAAGCCAGGAGAGAGCCUGGACUCCCCCACGGGCACCAGGGGGGGCUUCGGAACAAGGCCUCCAUCAGAUGACUCAGGAAUGCGUAACAACGCUGCUGCCCUCACCUCCACCCCGCCCAGCAGCCUCCCAUCUCAGACACACCCCUGCAGCCCGCCGGACUCCGCCUCCUCCCUCACCCCCUGCUCCUCACUGCCGCCCUCCGUGUCGCCCACCCUCACUGACGUCUUCGGCCUGCCCACCCCGCCCAUGGGCAGCGGUGGCGGCUACAGCCUGAGCUCCUCGUGCGGCGGCAGCGGCAGCUCGCGCUCCCCGUCACCGCUCACGCUGAUGCAGGCGGUGGCGGCCUCGGGGAAGCCCUUCGCCUCCAAACCCGUGGAGCUGUGGAGCAAACACGACGUGGCCGACUGGCUGGAGAGCCUGAACCUGGGGGAGCACAGGGACGCCUUCCUGGACAAUGAGAUCGAGGGCGCACACCUGCCGUCCCUGCAGAAAGAGGACCUGAUAGACCUGGGCGUGACGAGGGUGGGCCACCGCAUGAACAUCGAGAGGGCCCUCAAGCUGCUGCAGGACAGAUAAGCCCCCCGAGGAGGCAGGUGGUGACGUGUGGAGUCAGGGCCGAGGAGAGGGAGGUGUUACUCUUUUACUCUUCAUCAGACAUUAUCUCAAGUCGUGGAACUGGAUAGAAGUUUUGUCCAAGCUGAUGCUGCCUCUUGCUGUUUUUGUCCUCUCUCAUCCUCGUCGCCCUCAUUCAGUGCUCCGGUCUUGUCCGCCCUCUUCCUCCUCCCCACCGCCCUGAGCACCAGGGAAUCAUGGGAUGUCGGGCGAAACUGUAGGGAAAGAAAGAAGAGAGUAGCUGCUAUGUCACAUCAAGGAGAGCGAAAGCAGAGGAGGCCAGUACAAAGGACUGAAACACAAACUCUGGAAUAGUUUGAACUCAAACACUGGAAGAAAUACUCGUCUGGAAGUUUCUUUCACAAAAAGACUCGUGCUCACUCAACUGCUUUGGAAUACUCAAGACUUUUUCAAUGCACCCCAGUGUGGGUGCAUGAAAACCAGCUGAGCUGGUUGUUGCUCCUUUUCUAUCUUUGCUAGAGUUUGUUCAGAGAAUAAUAUUUCUUCACUAGAGUCCUACCGGAGUUAUAUUUCUGGGUGCAUCUAAGGUUGUAGAGAAAAAUUUGCGAUAGACUCCAUUUUUCUUGCUUUUCACCUGUUUGUGUCAAAUAAGAACAUUAGAUGACAUCUUUAAAGAAAUAUUAAACAAGUUUCAUGACCAUGCACACACACACACACACACACACACACACUACACACAACUUAUGCACAGAGAUUUAAGGAUAACACACUCUGUCUGCACACACAUACACACCCUGAGCAUGUAUACACACACCGAUACUUUGAUGGCCUUCUUCUCCAGAGAGAGAGCAAAGCAUGGAGAGAGGUGGUCACCAGAGGAGGAGCUACCACACCCGCCCGGUGUCCACCUCACCACACCAGGAAGAUCGAGGCGAGGACACGAGGUGUAAGACGGACCGACACGUUGGACCAGUUAAAUCUCACACUGAAACGGUUUAACCAGCUUUCUGUUUGCAAAGGGCAAAACCUGUCCCUCUUGGCUUUUCCUCUAACUUCAGUGUGUUUGUGCGUGCGUGUGUGUUUGUGUGUGCGAGCGUGUGUGUUAACGGUUGACCCAGAAUAUCAAGGCCAGUUUAGCUAUUUCCAUGGAUCUGCUAUAUAGGCCACAGUAUAGGGAAAGUAGAGCUGUUCUUUAUUUUGUACUUUUCUCAUUCUGUCAAACCUCCCUCCACUUCACUUUUAGCAGGUCAACACUCGGUGUUCAUGUGGCCCCACAGUAAUGCUAAUGUAUCAAACACCCUGCGUGUACGUGGUAGAACGUGACGUUGUUUUAAAAAGAGAACUGCAUGGUAUGUUUGAGUGAAUAGUUUGUCUUUCUGGAGAAUAAGCGUAUUGACUUUCUUGCUAGUGAGUUGGAUGAGAGCACUGAUACGUUCAUGUUCAUGCCGAGAGAUGAUUUGCUUUGCACAAAGACCAGAAGUGGGACGCCUGGCUCGGUUUCAGCUUUGGUUUCAUGCAAACAACAAGAGGCUAACCCCUGAAUCCCCAAACCAGUCUGCUUUCAUUUGGCAACACCUGAGAAGGUCUUUAUAAAAAGGGCACAUCCAAAUAAAUACAGAUAAUAACUUGAUAAAACCAUCUCUCCUCAGGGUCCUAUGUUUCUAGGUUCCUAUCAUUCCAGUGUCCUGAGUCCUGGGGUCUAAAUGGUCCUCUGUUCCCGGGGUCCUAUGACCCGAUGGUCCUUUGGUGACAUAGUCACCAAUGCUCGGUGGACCCAGGAGUCAUCAGAGUGAUCCAUGAGAUCUAGGUUCCCAAGGGUCCUCAGGGCUUUGGGUUCCUAACAGUAUGUUACCAGAGUCCUCAGGGUCAUUUGACCGGGGGAUCCUGUAACCCUAGUGUGCUCUGAUACCAAAGUCCAUGGGGUCUGGUGACCGCAGGGUUCUGUGUCAUAGAGUCCAUAGGAUCCUGUGAUAUUAGGGUCCUGUGUUCACCAAAAUCCAUGUUCCCAGAGACUGGGGUCCUAUUUUUCCAAGCACAUAUUUCCUCCGGUCCUAUCUUCCUAGGGUCUUUAGGGUCCUAAGUUCCUUUUUCCAUAAGGUCCCCAGGGUCAGACUUAGAGUCCUCAGGUUCUUCUGUUCCUGGACACUCAUUAUCUCUGAGUCCACAGCGUCAAAUCCUGUAGGAUCCCAUGUCCCUAGACUAUUAGGGUCCCCUAAGUUCUGAUGUUCCCAUGGUUAGAUGUUCUCACCUAUUAUCACCGGGUCCUGUGUUACCAAGGUCGCCAGGGUCUUUUGUUCCCAGAAACCUAUGAUCCAAGGGUCCACAUGGUCCUGUGUUCCUAAGAUCUUAUGUUCCCAGAGCCUUAAGGUCUUAUUUUCUAAAGUUCCUGUUACCCAGGACCUGAUGUUCCCAAAAUCCUCAAGCUCCCAUCUUCCUAAGGUCCUCAGGGUCCCGGAAACCUAUAAUCCCAGGGUCCUAUGCUCCUAGUUUUCUAUGUUGCCGAGAGCCUGGGCAUCCUAUUUUCCAAAGUUUCUAUGUUCCCAAGGGUUCUAGGUGCCCCAGGUUCCCGUGAUCAGAGGUCCCACGGUCCUCUGAAACCCAUGAUCCCAGGGUUCUAAUGGUCCUAUUUUUAAUUGGGUCCUCUGGGUCCUUUAAUUGCUGGGUUCUCUGAUACUUGGGCAUCAGGAUCCCGUUACCCCAGAGUUCCAGUGGUCCUAUCCUGUGGAAGUCCUCAAAGUCCUAUGAUCUCAGGGCCUUAGAAUACAAGGGUCUGAUAGUUUUUGGGUCUCAUGAUCCCAGAGUCUUAAGGGCCCUGUGUCCAAGGUCCUGUGUUCCUUAAGUCCUCAUGAAUUUCCCCAGGGCCCUGUUUUUGUAGGGUUCUUGACCUCAGGAUUCCUUACUCCAAGGACUCUUUGGCACUGAAGUCCUUGGGGUCAUAUGUUCACAGGUCCUUGUGGUUCUAUGAUCCAAGUUCCUGUUCUACAAAGAAGAUAUGAAGGAAACUGCCUCACCUUUUAAAGUAACGUCAACAUCAGCAGGCUGGAAACGAUCAGUGGAACAUAAGUUGAACAUUUGAAGUACAGACCUUUCCUCCGGCUUACAGUCACUGUUCUAACUCCGGGGUGUUCACAUGAACUCUCCCGGUCAGACGAUUGUUUCCGGAUCAUCUUGAAACCACACGAGUGCAGGGUUGGUCUAAGAAGACAGCGCCAGGCUUGUUGUCUUUAUGCUAAGUGAAGCUAAUCAUCUCUUGUCCUUUGUGGUAUCAGUCUUCUCAUCAAACUGUCAUCCAACAAAUCCUGAGUCAAACCCUCGCUCCUUAGCGACCUAAUAUUAAAGAUUGAUCACUCAGGUUGAUAUUUGAAGAACUAAAACUCAACUUUGAGAGAGAUUUACACCUUUUCUAUUUAUCUAAAUGACUACCUGAACAUUUUAUACACUGUUCUUAUCAACCAGAGUGAACAGACUGCUACAGAGAUUCGUUAGCAUCAAGCUAACUGGAGUUUGAACACAACCAUAUUUAAAAUGAAGCAAACAGCCCCAGAUCGAAGCAGCUGUUUGCAGGAGGAGUUCUGUGAUUUCAGAAAGAGACCGACACAGUCUUUAACACGCUGUUUAUCUUUGUAGAAGGCUGGAGACACAAACCUGCGUUAGCAAAGCUUCUGCAGACUGACACUGACGGCCAAUCACAAGAUCGUUUCUUAUUUAUGUGCUGUGGUAGAGCGACUCUGGCCAGACCACGUGAAAUCUUGCAGAACUGUUGACUUUGAGGGGCAGAUGGAGGAUCUGUGGCUUCAGGGUUUUAUGUUGAAUUACAUGAGUCACGCAAGUCGUCCUGCCCGGUCCUGCCCUCUGACCGCUCUGGAAGAAAUAAGCCGAGCAUGAGUCGACAAAGCUGGCAGAUGUUCACCAGCGUGAGCCCUGUGUGAGAUUAGAGAGGGAUAGAAACCGUCUCUGAUCUGCGGCAGACGUAACUAGACGGAGUUUCUUCAAGUCCCAUAUUUUAUUUUCCAGCGUCUGCUGCGGCUCCUGCAAACGAGACCUGGAGUUCAACUUUGUUGUGAGGGUCCAAUUUUAAAACUGAAUCAGCUUUUAUUAAGCUGGACAUGUGUAUGUGUUUGCUAGCAAUGAUUACAGGCUGGUCAGAAGUAGAAGUACAGUUUGUGUUGAAAUGUGUGUAUAUAAGAGUGUUUAACAGGAUAAAAUGUCUAUUUGAUUAAAUGUAUAGCUCUAUUAAGAGAUUAAGAGGUCUAGAGUAAAAUUUUAAUGAAGGAGUUGCCAGAGCUGACCUGAGGACCAAAGCAGUGGUUUCAUCCCCCCCCCAUCAUCCUGCAGAGGAUGCCUUAAAUAGCUCACAGUCCCCUCCUCCUCCUCCACCUCCUGCACCACUGUCGCUCGUACAGCUCGUGUUGUAGAUUCUUUCAGAGCACACCUCACGUGUGGUUGAUAUGUGCUCGACAGUAACCCUACGUCUGGAAGGAUUUUAAACACCUUUAUUUGGUUUCAUAUCACACUCCGCGGCUUCAUGUUGAGGUGGAGACAAAUGAAACAUACACAAGCUCUGUGUUCUGUGAACAUUCAGCUGUACGGAGGCCUGCGCGGGACAAUGCUGCUAUAAUCCUGUUCCAUACUCUAAAAACAAACAGCGACGUGUCGGACGUGGGGUAGAAAAGCACAGUAUUUUUAAAGAUUUGUAUAGAGUUCUAUGAAAUUUUAUAGAGGUUAUCCGAACAAAACACUGACGCGUGGAUUGCCAAAAAAACAGAAAUACUAUAUGGAUAAAAAUGUGAUUAUUAUUAGACUUCUGGGUUAUGUAAGAAGCAAUAUUUAUUCUGAAUGAAUCUCCUUGGUUGUGUUUUAUUUUCCCAUUUUAAAGUUACAUAUCAUGAUGCGUUCACUUGUCAGUGUUUUAAUGAAGUGUUGCCUAAAGUAGAUAAUACUGCAGUUUAGGAUAUUUUGGCCAAUCAAGUGAAACCCAGGUACACAGCGGGCGACGUGGGCGAACGCGCUGAGAGGUUUAAAUUAAGAGAGCGAGCUGCAGAUUCAGAACAAGAAAAGUCUGAACAAGUCCAACGAUGGAAACUGGGUAGAAACAAAGUGCUGCAAGAAGCUGCAACUAAAGCUGUAAAAGGGAACAUGCUGCAGAUACGAUACUGAUGCAAAUCAAAACAACACAAACAAGACAACAAUGCAACAGCAGAACGGCGACCUACGCAGUUAUCACAAUGGACGUGCUCCACGCCUGUAGGGGGCGCUGAAAUAAUCUGGAAUUUGAUGAAACAUCUUGUUUUGAAAUGAAGAGCUCACAGAACCAGCUCAUAACACUAUCUGCAUGGCCACGUGUGCUUAUGAGCUGUCAGAGGUUACUUUAGCAAAGCUACAUGUAAUGGAAGUUCUGAAAACAUGAUGUAGUCUCAACAAAAUCACACAUCCUGGAGGUUUAGGCACAGCGGGGUCGGCCCAAAAAACCUUCACGGUCUCAUAAAUCCUAAAUUUAUUUAGUGUCUUGUCUCAAAACGGCUGCAUAUCCAGUCGUUAACCUGCAGGCCUGUAGGGGGCGCUGAGAGGAACACCAGUGACAGCAUUUCAUGAAUUUGAAGGACACCAACUUAUGUCUCUGAUUUGCCAACGUAGCUGUUGCUGCUUUGAAAUAGUCUCCAAAAAAUACACACUUUACCAAAAUGCAGCGCCCCCUACAGGCCUGGAGCUCAUUUCUUGUGAUUUCUGCAUUUAAAGCUUUUUUCUGCUGCAUUUUUUAACGUGGUUUGUGUGUUUUAGUGUGUCGCGUUGUUAAUGUAUUUGCAGAAUUACUCUUAAAGUAUUUUUUUGCAGCUUUGAGCAGCACUUUUUCAUUCUCAGCACGUUUCUGUCGUAGUUUCUGAGAACGCAGCCACGCCUCCUAGCUGAAAUCUCGUCUCUCAGCACGUUCGCCCUCGUCCGCCGCCGCACAGUUAUCUUCUGACGACCACCAUCUGCCUGACUCUCAUCUCCUGAAAUCCCUGGAUCUAGAGUGUGUGUAUAAAAAAGAGCAAAAAUCUGUAAAUUAAAAAAAAAGAUAUAUAUAUCUGCAGGCCAUCUCGGUAGGAAAUAUAUGAAACUUAUAUAUAUGUAUACAUACAGAAAUCCACCAAAAAGAUUAGAGGUGGCCGUCGGUCACUGACAGUUUUCUCUGUUGUAGAUCUGAGUAGAUGUAGAAGAAUCUUUAAAAGCAUCACUGUGGCGUGGAGCUUCACCAGGCCGUGUUUAGAAACAGGCAUGGCUCACUAACCCACCUCCACCCCCCACCCCCCCUUUUUGAAAACACUGCUCCCACCUUUAUCAUCGUCCAACAUUUGGGUAACUGUUUCUUUUUCUGCUUUUUUUCUUAAUCGAUUCAUUUCUUUUUUUCAUGGAUAGAUUUUAUUCUUUGAUUAAGUCUUCAUAGAGGCUAAGAUGUUUUUUCGGUAAUUCGUGCAGAGACUUGUGUUCAUGUUUUCUAUGUUGCUGUAAUUUUGUGCUACUGAAUCAUCAUAGAGUCAACUAAUUACUGAAAUGAAAAGAGAGAGAAUUUUCCUGUAACUGCACUCUUCCUCC